CACACAAACAUGAUGACGAUGCUGAGGAGCCUUACCACAUCAUUACCAUACCCUUUUCAAAUCCUACUAGUCUUUAUCAUCUCCAUGGCAUCAAUCACUUUACUGGGCCGAAUACUAGCAAGACCCAUCAAAACCAAAGACCGGUCUCGCCAGCUUCCUCCUGGUCCACGAGGAUGGCCCAUCCUCGGCAAUCUACCCGAACUCAUCAUGACUCGUCCUAGGCACAAGUAUUUCGCCCUUGCCAUGAAAGAGCUCAAAUCCGAGAUCGGAUGUUUCAACUUAGCCGGAGUCCACGCCAUCAUCAUAAACUCCGACGAGAUCGCUAGAGAAGCGUUUAGAGAGCGAGACGCCGACUUCGCGGACAGGCCUGAUCUUUUCAACAUGAGGACCAUCGGAGACAAUCACAAAUCAAUGGGGAUUUCACCUUACGGUGAACAAUUCAUGAAGAUGAAAAGAGUGAUCACAACGGAGAUUAUGUCCGUUAAAACAUUGAACAUGUUGAUGGCUGCGAGAACCAUCGAAGCGGAUAAUCUCAUUGCUUACCUUCUAUCGAUGUAUCAACGAGGCGAGACCUGCGACGUUAGAGAAUUCUCGAGGGUUUAUGGUUACACGGUGACCAUGAGAAUGUUGUUUGGAAGAAGACAUGUCACGAGAGAAAACAUUUUUUCCGAUGAAGGAAGACUAGGAAAAGCUGAAAAACAUCAUCUUGAGGCGAUUUUCGAAACCCUAAACUGUUUGCCGAGCUUUUCUCCUGCGGAUUACGUAGAAAAAUGGUUGCAAGGAUGGAACGUCGAUGGUCAAGAGGAGAGGGUGAUAGUGAAUAGUAAUAUUGUUCGUAGUUACAACAAUCCGAUAAUCGACGAGAGGGUCGCGUUAUGGAGGGAGAAAGGUGGUAAGGCUGCUGUUGAAGAUUGGAUUGAUACGUUCAUUACGCUAAAAGAUGAAAACGGAAAGUACUUGGUCACGCCAGACGAAAUCAAAGCUCAAUGCGUUGAAUUUUGUAUAGCAGCGAUCGAUAAUCCGGCAAAUAACAUGGAAUGGACACUUGCGGAGAUGUUAAAGAACCCGGAGAUUCUGAGGAAAGCUGUGAAGGAGUUAGACGAAGUAGUGGGAAAAGAGAGGCUUGUUCAAGAAUCAGACAUACCGAAUCUAAACUACUUAAAAGCUUGUUGCCGAGAAACAUUCAGGAUUCACCCAAGUGCUCAUUAUGUCCCUUCUCAUGCGGCUCGUCAAGAUACCACUCUCGGGGGAUAUUUCAUUCCCAAAGGUAGCCACAUUCAUGUAAGCCGUCCGGGACUAGGCCGGAACCCUAAAAUAUGGAAAGAUCCAUUGGUAUUCAAACCGGAGCGCCACCUCGAAGGAGACGGAAUCACAAAAGAGGUUUCUCUGGUCGAGACAGAGUUGCGUUUCAUCUCGUUUGGCACCGGUCGACGUGGCUGCAUCGGUGUUAAAGUCGGGACGAUCAUGAUGGUUAUAAUGUUGGCUAGGUUUCUUCAAGGGUUUAACUGGAAACUCCAUCCUGCUUAUGGACCGUUAAGUCUAGAGGAAGAUGAUGCAUUGCUUAUGGCUAAGCCUCUGCUCUUGUCCAUUGAGCCACGCUUGGCACCAAACCUUUACCCAAAAUUCCGCCCUUGA
Thlaspi arvense is the source of this 1635-nucleotide messenger RNA. Lineage: Eukaryota; Viridiplantae; Streptophyta; Magnoliopsida; Brassicales; Brassicaceae. The record is from the annotation of a GenBank genome assembly.